GUGAAAACCCCACUCUAGAUGUCAGAAGCAGAGGUUGAGAGGUUAGUCAUGAACCUGCAAGUCUUCCAGAAUGUGUGAAGACCAGUUCACAAUAUCUUGUUGUCUAAACGGGGUUCGGAGCUGUUCUCCAGACUUGACCCCGCCAUUAGACAACUGAAAGGUAAGCAAGAUGGUCAACGCGUAUAAUUUGGUGGAUUCGAUUCUCUCUCUUCUAGCAGGUUCAAAAGGACUUGCACAGUCAUACCUCUCUCCAAGCUGUGCUGGCUAUAUCGCCAGCAAUGUACAAUUAUCCAACAGUGGCAUGUCUGCCAACCUUUCACUGGUUGGAUCAUGCAAUGUCUUUGGAACUGACCUGCAGAAUUUGCGAAUGACGGUGCAUUACGAAACAGAAAACAGGGUUCAUGUUAAAAUUUACGACUCCGAGCUUCAAGUCUACCAAGUCCCCGAAUCCGUUCUACCGCGUCCCAAUGGCACCGUCAACGCUGCUGACUCGGUCCUCGAAGUUGUGAUUGUCGAAUAUCCCUUCUCGUUUGCCGUGCGAAGAAGGGACCUUUCCGAGACGAUAUUCAAUACCAGUGGCUCGAGCCUCAUAUUCGAAAACCAAUACCUGCGUCUGCGAACAAACCUUCCACAGAAUCCUGUCCUAUACGGCUUGGGCGAACAUACCGAUCCUUUGAUGCUUAACACAACGAAUUACACAAGAACACUGUGGUCAAGAGAUGCUGGCGGAGUUCCUCCUGGAACAAAUCUAUACGGAAACCACCCUGUUUAUUUUGAGAAUCGUCCAGCAAGCAACUCGAGUCAUGGAGUCGCAUUUAUCAACAGCAACGGGAUGGAUAUCAAGAUCAAUAACACCAAGGAGGAUGGACAAUAUCUGGAGUUCAAUACUGUUGGAGGAAUAGUGGAUCUAUACUUCAUGGCUGGUCCAGGACCGAUUGAUGUUGCCAAGCAAUAUAGUGAGGUGACGGGAAAGCCAGCAAUGAUGCCAUACUGGGGAUUCGGUUUCCAUGACUGCAGAUUUGGCUUUGCCAACGUGUCGGAGGUUGCUGCAACAGUAGCCAACUAUUCUGCUGCUAAUAUCCCUCUGGAAACAAUUUGGACAGAUAUUGAUUACAUGGAUCAUUACAAAAUCUUCACAACUGAUCCAGAGAACUUCCCGCUUGCCGAGAUAAGGGACCUUGUGAACGACCUUCAUAACCGUGAUCAACGUUAUAUUUUAAUGGUAGAUCCAGCUGUUGCAUACCAGGACUAUAAAGCUUUCAAUGAUGGAGCUGCCUUGGAUGUUUUCUUGAAGAAUUUCAAUGGCUCCUGGUACAAUGGAGUCGUGUGGCCAGGUGUAACAGUUUUCCCAGACUGGUUUCAUACCAACAUGCAAGCUUUCUGGAACGGCGAAUUCAACACUUUCUUCAAUGAGUCUACAGGGAUAGAUAUAGAUGGGCUUUGGAUUGAUAUGAACGAAGCUGCGAAUUUCUGCCUUUGGCCCUGCAAUGAUCCUCGCGGCUUUGCUAAUGCGCCCAGCUCGAUCGUUUACCCACCUCCUCGAAAUCAGAGUGGACCUAAUUCCCCAGUAUCAGUCCCAGGCUCUAUGCUGGGUCUACCAGGACGAGAUCUUAUUGAUCCGCCAUAUAUGAUCAACAACGCUGCUGGGUCUCUCAGCAACCACACUAUCUUCACCGACUUGAUCCAUGCAAAUGGGGUUGCCGAAUAUGACACCCAUAAUCUUUAUGGGACGAUGAUGAGCGCCGCUUCCCGUGUUGCGAUGCUUUCCCGUCGACCCACAAAACGUCCUCUCAUCGUUACUAGAAGCACAUUCAUCGGCGCUGGAACUCAUGUCGCUCACUGGCUCGGUGACAACAUCUCCAACUGGGAUGAAUAUAUUCAGUCGAUCCGGCACAUGCUGCAAUUCGCAUCUAUCUUUCAAGUCCCCAUGGUAGGAGCCGAUGUUUGUGGAUUCAUUGACAACACCACGGAAACACUAUGCGCUCGAUGGGCUACCCUAGGAGCUUUCUACACAUUUUUUAGGAACCACAACGGAGACCCGCCGAACAUACCUCAGGAAUUCUACCGGUGGCCUUUAGUUGCCGAUGCGGCUAGGAAUGCGAUUGCCACGCGAUAUAAGCUGCUGGAUUAUAUCUACACUGCAUUUCACAAGCAGACAGUGGAUGGGACACCGGUCCUAACUCCGAUGUGGUUCAAAUAUCCCCAAGAUCCCAUCACCUUUCCCAUUCAAGACCAGUUCUUCUAUGGUCCUUCCCUACUUAUCUCCCCCGUCACUGCCGAGAACAGCACCAACGUAACAAUUUACCUCCCUCACUCUCAGUUCUACGACUUUCACACGUUGCUGCCAGUCGACAGAGAAUCAUCAGGCCAACACAUGACGUUGACAAAUAUCAACUACACCAAAAUUCCCGUCCACAUCCUUGGAGGCUCUAUCAUCCCGAUGCGAGUAAGUGGAGCGAAUACCACAACAGCAUUACGAAAACUAGGCUUCGAGAUCCUUAUUGCUCCAGAUGAACAAGGAAGGGCACGUGGACAGCUCUAUCUUGAUGAUGGAGAGAGUCUUGUUCAAGAGGCAGUUUCUGAGAUUAUGUUUUCGUGGGAUGGACGCAGCAGAAAAUUGGUGAUGGACGGAACGUUCGAGUAUAAUGUGGGAAAUGUCAAGAUCCUAUCUUUGACUGUGCUUGAUCCUGAGGGCAAGCCGCUGAGCUAUGAUCUGGAUAUUCCGCUGACAGGUCCCGCGACAGUGGACAUUGAGAUGCGCAAGUCGAAGGAGCUAAAGUAGUGAGAUGAGAAUGGCUCCCGCGUCAGGCCCUUCGGUGACAACUCAAAGCUUGGCGAAGUAAGCGUUAAAUCUUCGAACUAUUUGAAUAGUAGCUUCGUUUCUAUCAUUUCUUGACCGCCAGGCAAUGAUGACUAUUGCGACUGUCGCGCCAAGUUGAUCUUCCAGUUCACAAUUAUCUCGAACUCUUGUAUAUACAAUCAGAACAUCUCAUCUGAGACCAAGAAAAUGUACAUAAGUAUGCCGCGGCUAAACAGGCAACAUGUAACCAAUUUGAAUGGGG
Molecule: messenger RNA, 3062 nt
Organism: Mollisia scopiformis
Lineage: Eukaryota; Fungi; Ascomycota; Leotiomycetes; Helotiales; Mollisiaceae
Product: maltase glucoamylase
Exons: 8
Coding region: 170-2782 (870 amino acids)
Biological process (GO): carbohydrate metabolic process
Molecular function (GO): hydrolase activity, hydrolyzing O-glycosyl compounds; carbohydrate binding
Source: RefSeq, a predicted model, not a curated record